Messenger RNA from Lolium perenne, 1941 nucleotides. Its product is annotated as squamosa promoter-binding-like protein 2. Gene Ontology annotation, molecular function: DNA binding. Gene Ontology annotation, cellular component: nucleus. The record is from RefSeq and is a predicted model, not a curated record. NCBI's taxonomy places the organism in Eukaryota, Viridiplantae, Streptophyta, Magnoliopsida, Poales, Poaceae.
CUCCUCCCGCUUCCUCUCUCUGCCCAUUCCGACUCUGCUACGAGUAGAGUAGCUCUUCUCCCUCGGGGUUGGUGCGUGCUCUUCUUCACACCCUCCCUCCAUCGUCUUCCUCGCUUUAAAGCUCUAAACCACUGCAGCAAGCAAGGAAGCAAGCUUCGUCCCUCCCCGUCCCCGGUGGGUGUGGUUUGGCUCCUGGAGUUCUUAAUUGCAUGCUCCGAUCUCUCCCUAUCCGUUCUGCUACCUAGCUCCGUCGAUCCCACUUUUUUCCUGUCCUGCCGAAGCUUUUGCUUUCAAUCAACUCUUCUUGCUGGUGUUUGUGUGUGACUGUUCUUCUUCUUGGGCGAGGAGAGAUCGAGAAGGGGUCGCAGAAGCUCCCCCGACGCAGGCAAGCAAUUCUUGGAGUCGUUCCCGCGCGCGUGUGUUUUGUCAUGGACUGGGAACCCAAGAUGCCUUCGUGGGACCUCGGCACGGUGGUCGGGCCGAGCGGUGGUGGUGGUGGAGGCGGCGCGCUGGACCUCAAGCUCGGCGCGCCGACGAGCUGGAGGCCGGUCCCGGCGGUGGCAGCGCCGGUGCAGCAGCCGGUUUCGUCGGCGCCGAUGAAGAGGGCGCGGUCGGGGCAGGGCGCGCAGCAGGCGGUCCCGCCGUGCUCCGUCCAGGGCUGCACGGCCGACCUGUCCCGGGUCCGCGAGUACCACCGCCGGCACAAGGUCUGCGAGGCGCACUCCAAGACGCCCGUCGUCUCCGUCAACGGCCAGCAGCAGCGCUUCUGCCAGCAGUGCAGCAGGUUCCAUCUGCUCGGGGAGUUUGACGAGGCGAAGAGGAGCUGCAGGAAGCGGCUGGACGGCCACAACCGCCGCCGCCGGAAGCCACAGCCGGAUCCCCUCAACCCUGCAGGCAUGUUCUCCAAUCAUCACGGAGCAGCAAGAUUUUCGUCGUACCCGCAAAUCUUCUCCACUACAUCCAUGGCAGAGCCCAAGUGGCCUGGCAGCAUCGCCAUCAAGACGGAGGCCGACGCGUUCCACGAGCAGUACUACUCGGCCUUCCACCUCAAUGGCGGCGCCUCCCUCUUCCACGGCAAGGCGACCGAGAGGAAGCACUUUCCCUUCCUGACCGACCACGGCGAUACGGCAGCGUUCGGCUGCCAGCAGCCCUUCACCAUCACCCAUUCCUCGGAAAGCAGCAGCAACAGCAGCAGGCACAGCAACGGCAAGACGAUGUUCGCCCAUGACGGGGGACCAGAUCACAGCUGUGCUCUCUCUCUUCUGUCAGACAACCCAACUCCGGCGCAGAUAAUGAUCCCCGCCGAGGCGCAACAUCUCAGUGGCGGCGGUGGCAUAGCGAUGCACUACGGCGGCGGUGGCAGGGUGGCGCGGCUGCCCAACGACAGCGACGUCUCUCUCACCGGACUGUCUUAUGUGAGUUUGGGAAACAAGGGUGCGCCCAUCUUGCCCACAUCUACUAGAUCACAACACACUGCUGAUGCUACUGCUGCUGUUACUACCAGCUCAGCUGCAACACAACUACAACAAUACCAUGGCUACUACCACCAAGUGAGUGCUGACCAGGGGAACUCAGCUGCAGGUUCCAUGCAUGCCCUUCCCUUCUCAUCAUGGUAGUUGUCUCCUGAUCAACCAGAUCCUAGGCAGUCGGUGUUGGUCAUUUCUUACCAAAUAUGCACCCCCUGAUAAUAGUAAUCCUGAUGAUGAUCCUCAAAAUACUGCCCAUUUUCCAACUUUUCCUGAUAUUUCUAACUUAUGGAAAGUCCCCUCUACUUAUGAUUCAGAAUUGCAUUUACAAUUCUAUUCUGUAUUGGUUGGUUUGUUCAUUUUGGCCAUGCACUUGCUUGGUAGGGCUACAUCAGUAGAAGCUGCAAGACUUAAUUGUACUGAACAGUCAGAUUCAUUAGUGUUAUGUGAUGAAUGUCAUUGAUUAUUCUAAUUA